GUCCACAGCGGUUUUUUAAGUGCAUAUGAUUCGGUCAGAACAAAGCUUAUCUCACUUAUCAAGCAAGCAGUUGGAUAUGUAGAUGAUGACCUUGAACCCACUCCCAAGUGGCAUGUUUAUGUAACUGGUCAUAGUUUGGGCGGUGCUUUAGCUACUCUCCUUGCUCUUGAAUUAUCAACAAGUCAACUGACGAA
Cuscuta campestris is the source of this 194-nucleotide messenger RNA. NCBI's taxonomy places the organism in Eukaryota, Viridiplantae, Streptophyta, Magnoliopsida, Solanales, Convolvulaceae. The record is from the annotation of a GenBank genome assembly.